Myripristis murdjan (pinecone soldierfish) is the source of this 1919-nucleotide messenger RNA. It is a transcript of the gene plekhb1, whose product is annotated as pleckstrin homology domain containing B1. Gene Ontology annotation, cellular component: membrane. Bases 364 to 921 code for a protein of 185 amino acids. Gene Ontology annotation, biological process: regulation of cell differentiation. Lineage: Eukaryota; Metazoa; Chordata; Actinopteri; Holocentriformes; Holocentridae. The record is from RefSeq and is a predicted model, not a curated record. The transcript has 6 exons.
GAUGGGGGUGAACUAAAGAGAGCAAUAGUACACACAUUUAAAGGACUGCUUGAGUGACGUUUUGUUCAUAGUAACGGACACAGAGUAAGAGGAGGUGAGAGGUGAACAGGAAAAUCACUGAAGAAGGGGAAAGCAAGAAGAGGGUGUGGCCAAUCAGGCCUCUAAUCCUGAAUUAUCUGGUGAGUCAGUCUCAAUCCUGGACAGACCCAGAUUAAACAACCAUUACUCCACCGCUCGUGGGCUUGAGUCAAUAUAAAAGAGGCAGAAGAGGAGGCUAAAGGUUUUAGAGGAAACACCGAGACUCAAGUUUCUCCUGUAAUCUGCGCUGGAUCGGUGUUGAGAGACGGGCCAAUCCUCAGGAACAUGGCGCUCCUGAAGUCAGGCUGGCUGUGGAGACAGAGUUUGGUCUUCAGACGCUGGAAGUUGAACUGGUGUGAUCUGUGGAUCGACGGGAGUCUUGUCUUCUAUAAGACCGACAGCAGGCGAGACUUUGAGCACCGUGUCCGCCUCAAGACGUCAUGUGUGGAUGUCAGAUCGGGCCUGGAGUGUGGAGAAGUGACUCCACCAGAGACUAACCCCAAGGAGAAUCUCGUGGUGGUUCAGCUCAGAGACGGCUCGACGAUCAAUUUGUGUGCCAACAGCGAAGAUGAAGCCAUAGCGUGGAAGCUGACUCUGCUGGAGACCAGAAGAAACCCGGUGUUCACUUACGACCCGUACGACGACUCGUACCAGGCCAUCCCCAUCAACAGUUACCAGACAGUCUACAUCGCAAACGGAGCAGGACCAGGCACCCAUCACGUGGUCGUUCAGCGGGACCCAUUUGACGGCGUGGCGGAGCAGAUUGCCGUGGGAUUAUUGGCUGGUAUGGCGGCGGGGGCGGCCAUGCGGUCCUUCCUCUGGAUGCCCCUGUUCUUCUGCUGAGCGGCGCUGCACAGCCUCCCUGGCACCGUGAGCGGAGAGGCCGAGCCUGAGACCCUGUGAGCACGUGUAGACCUGAGGACGCGACCCACUACCCUUAACCUUACCCUGACUUUCCUUCACUACCUCCUCCUUUCCUUUGAGACUCGGAAACUUAUUUUGACGUCGCCAUCUUGCAGGCUGCCCCCAAAACCCCAAAAAGCAUCUUCAGACUGUCUUUCAAGGAACCUUUGAGCGAGAAUGAGGAGGAUCCUAUCAGGAAGCCACAGCCGGUCCUAAUUAUCUUACACCAGUCGCUGCAAAAUGUUGGAUCCAUUGUGCUCACGGCCUUUUUAAUAUGCAGGGUUUAUACACAUGUCAUAUACAUUUAUACACACCCCAGGUCAGCUGUAAAAAGUUGAUUACCAGCUGUCAUUUUCUGUUUCUGUUUGCAAUAAUAAAAUGGGCUUGUAGAUUAUUGGAUAACCUAAAAUAUUGAUUUUGGCUUGAUUUCAAUGUGUAUUAUUAAAGUGCCCUGCAUCAUAAUGAUACCCAGCACAAAGGUUUAUUAGACACUCUAUUAAUAACAUUCACUAAUAGACAACUUCAGACACUGUACUCUUAUUUUAAGCAUUAAUGGGAUACAGAGCUUUUUUUGUUUUCCCCUCCAAGCUUUCGCUGACAAUCUUGCCAAAACAAAAACAUACUCCUGUUGUUAAAAAACAAAAUGUUAAGGAUCAUGUCUGCUGUGCAAACUGGUUGCUGUAAUUGGUAUAUUUUUUUUGUUACUGAUGGAAUAACUGAAAAGCUGAAAAAAAAAAAAAAAAAAGCUAUGUGGCUGUACGGGUUGCCUCUACUUUAUCAAUUUAGAGUAAUUAAGCAUUUGCAAAACAACAGCUUGUUAAUUAUAUAUCAGGAUGUUCUUUAUCUACAACCUUAAUCUGAUGGAAAAAGAGAUUAUGUAAACUCCAAGAAAAUCUACAGUCACCUGCCAAUAAAACAAUCCAUAAAGACCCAUUUAA